AGCAGCAUGGAGGCAGAAGUUGUCAUUUCUAAAAACGGCAGCUGAUGUUUUAUAUCCUUGGGAGAGAACGUUCUAACUAGCUGCUUUGCUAGCAUUGUACUAACCUUCCUCCGUUUUUCUCUUGCGUCUUGGGUAGUUUAUAGUAAGCUGUGGGAUAGCGGAAACGCGAUGGAGUGGUUCGGUAGUGGAACUGCCGUAUUCUCUGAAGAAGGCAGUGGCAGUGUCUCGGGGUCAAAAAGCUUCCAGAGUUCGCUACUGCAACACCAGCAGCCGACGGCAGACAGCAUGGCAUCACUGUGUCAGAGCCAACAGCAGUGUGUGAAGGCCUCCAUCCUGUCCAACUGGCAGUUGGUUGAGGCACAAGACCAGCUCUGUGGGCUGGAGCUCCAUGGCUCAGAGUCGCUGGAACAGGAGCGCGCCCGUGUCCUCACCAGCGUGGCUGAGCUCUCGCAGACUGAGUGUGAGUGGCGUCGCAAGGAGAGCAUGCUGGAAAACCAGGACCUUCGCUGGAGUCCUGUGCCCAACCCAGAUUGCAACAGGGAUGUCUUUAACAAGAGUAUUAUCAAUGUUCAGAGUAGAAGCAUAGAAGUGGAACAGGACAAGACUAAGACCUUUGUUCAGAAUUAUGAGCAGGAGUUGAGGCAUUUUGGUAUGUUGCGACGUUGGGAUGACAGCCAGCGAUUCCUAUCUGAUCGGCCCCACCUUAUCUGCGAGGAGACGGCCAAUUACCUGAUCUUGUGGUGCUUCCGGCUGCAGGCUGAAGAGAAAGAAGCUUUGAUGGAACAGGUUGCACACCAAGCUGUCGUCAUGCAGUUUAUUCUGGAGAUGGCCCGAAAUUCCCAGCAGGACCCACGUGGUUGUUUCCGGCAAUUCUUCCAGAAGGCCAGAACGAGACAAGACGGUUAUUUCGAUGUCUUCCGAAUGGAGCUGGAAGCCUUCAAGCAAAGGGUGAAGGACUACACUGUCAAGUGUAAAGGGGAGAGUCUGAACAACGCGGAGCACCAAAAAGCCCCAAACCGCUGCCGCCUGGACCCCAAAGAAGUCCUGGAAUCCUUACCUCCCGAGCUAAGGAGGGGCUUCCAAUUACAAAACGUGCAGAUCCUACAGAAUGUUCUCAGCACUAUGAAUCCACAGGUGGCAGAGUACCAUGUGAAGCGUUGCUUGGAUGCAGGUUUAUGGAGCAACACAGCGCGAGGGCUGAAAGAGGACGCCAUGGAAACAGACGAGCCCAGACGGAUGGAAACCUCGUAGCAGCUCCUCCUCCUCUAACGAAUUUCAUUCAGAUGGGAAAGUGAAAAGCCCGGUAGAGCGGACGACCCACACAGACUAUUUUUGUAUGAAGAUUCCGCGUCUGGAUGUGUGCUGCACUUUAUAUUUGUUCUCGAAAGUAUUUAAAAAAAAGAAAAUGGUAUCGUGGAGCUCUUAUUUUUGUUGAAAGUGGUUUCUGAUCAUGAUUACUUCUUUGGAGAGUGGACAGAGGGGUUCUGUGGGUGGGUUUGAGGCAGUAGAUGUUUGAUCUGUUGGAUCCUGAAAAAGAUGGAUUGGAUUCUUGGAUUGCAGGUGGCUGGGAAGAGCUGCUUGUUUCCGCUUUCAUCUCUCAACUUUAGGAUGCUGAAGGGAAUUAGCUAGCUAAUUAAGUCUUAGCCUCACAUAAGCUUAGCACAGAUGCCAAAUACCCUUGCUGGAGAAAAAUCAAUAAAGUAUUUGUUGUUUUCAGUUUUUUUUAA
Messenger RNA from Anguilla rostrata (American eel), 1727 nucleotides. It is a transcript of the gene cdc37l1, whose product is annotated as cell division cycle 37-like 1. The transcript has 8 exons. Gene Ontology annotation, cellular component: cytoplasm. Gene Ontology annotation, biological process: protein folding; protein stabilization. Gene Ontology annotation, molecular function: protein-folding chaperone binding; heat shock protein binding. The coding region runs from base 169 to 1251 and encodes 360 amino acids. The record is from RefSeq and is a predicted model, not a curated record. NCBI's taxonomy places the organism in Eukaryota, Metazoa, Chordata, Actinopteri, Anguilliformes, Anguillidae.